CUCCUCAUCGUCCUCCCCCGAUGAGGUAGUGGCGGGAACGUCAUCCUCCAGCCCCCCCCCCCCACUCGACCUCAGGGCGCACCAGGACCUCCUCAGGCGCCAAGGGAGGCCUCAGACCCAUCCUCGACCUGCAGGAACUCAACAAAUAUAUGGUGAAGUUGAAGUUCCGCAUGGUAUCCCUGGGGACCAUUAUCUCAUCUCUGGAUCCUGGAGACUGGUACGUCGCCCUCGACAUGCAGGACGCUUAUUUUCAUAUAGCCAUUUUCCCACAACACAGGCGCUUCCUUCGGUUCGUGAUCGACCGCCACCAUUAUCAAUUUGCGGUCCUCCCGUUUGGCCUCUCCCCGGCCCCGAGGGUAUUCACGAAAUGCAUGGCUGUCGUUGUCGCCUAUCUUCGACGCAGUCGCAUACAUGUAUUCCCCUACCUCGACGACUGGCUGAUUCGAGGCACAUCAGAGUCGCAGGUCCUCAACCACGUCCGCAAGAUCAGCAGACUCUUUGGAGAUUUGGGCCUCAUUAUCAACGUGGGCAAGUCCACUCUGCUCCCCACGCAGAGGAUAGAGUUCAUCGGGGCCAUUCUGGACUCCACCUUGGCCAGGGCCAUUCUGCCACUGUCCAGGUUCCAGACGCUGUUGGCCAUCAUUCGGCGUCUACAGGUGGCUCCCUUGACCUCUAUAAGGACAUUGGUACAAGUCUACACCCCUACAACAGACUAUGAUGAUGAGAAAAUUGAAGAUUUCUACAAUCAGCUCCAAGACAUCAUCGAUAAGGUACACAAGAAAGAUAUCCUGAUUGUACAGAGAGAUUGGAAUGCUAAAGUGGGUACUGAUGCACAGGCAGAUUGGCGAGAUUAUUAUGACCCUUUCUGUAAUGCGGUCACCAAUGAGAGAGGAUUGAGACUUUUGGAGUUUGCCAGCUAG
Messenger RNA from Gopherus flavomarginatus (Mexican gopher tortoise), 920 nucleotides. RefSeq lists its product as uncharacterized. The transcript has 3 exons. The record is from RefSeq and is a predicted model, not a curated record. Lineage: Eukaryota; Metazoa; Chordata; Testudines; Testudinidae. Bases 150 to 920 code for a protein of 256 amino acids.